AUGUCUUGCCCCCAGGAACUUCUGCAGAUGACUGUCUAUCCCAUUCAUGAAGAUUUCCAAGCAAUAAAGCAACUCAGCCAAGAAGAGCUCAGUGCAUCCUGUCCUUUUGCACAAGACUUGCUUGUGGGGAAACUUGUCUUCAACCAGUCUGACCGCACUGAGUUUGUGUUCCGUGUGUUCACUACAGCCACUGAAUUCCAGGUUCUUCUCUUCCUUCUCUUCCUCCUCCUCUACUUGAUGAUCCUCUGUGGCAACACAGCCAUCAUCUGGGUGGUGUGCACACGCAGCACCCUCCGCACCCCGAUGUAUUUCUUCCUGUCCAACCUAUCUUUCCUGGAAAUCUGCUACACCACCGUGGUAGUACCCUUGAUGCUUUCCAACAUUUUUGGGGCCCAGAGGACCAUUUCGUUGGCUGGAUGUGGGGCCCAAAUGUUCUUCUUUGUCACCCUCGGCAGCACGGACUGUUUUCUCUUGGCGAUCAUGGCCUAUGACCGCUAUGUGGCCAUCUGCCACCCGCUGCACUACACCUUCCUCAUGACCCGCAAGCUGUGCGCGCAGAUGCUGGUCGGGGCCCUAGGUCUGGCCCUCUUCCUCUCCCUGCAACUCACCGCCUUAAUCUUCACCCUGCCCUUCUGCGGCCACCGCCAGGAAAUCAACCACUUCCUCUGCGAUGUGCCUCCCGUCCUGCGCCUGGCCUGCGCUGACAUCCACGUGCACCAGGCUGUCCUCUAUGUAGUGAGCAUCCUCGUGCUGACCAUCCCCUUCCUGCUCAUCUGCGUCUCCUACGUGUUCAUCACCUGCGCCAUCCUGCGCAUACGUUCUGUCGAGGGCCGCCGCCGGGCCUUCUCCACCUGCUCCUCCCACCUCACCGUGGUCCUGCUGCAGUAUGGCUGCUGCAGCCUCGUGUACCUGCGUCCUCGGUCCAGCACCUCAGAGGAUGAGGACCGCCAAAUCGCAUUGGUCUACACCUUUGUCACCCCCUUACUCAACCCUUUGAUUUACACCCUUAGGAACAAGGAUGUCAAAGAUGCUCUGAGGAAUGCCAUUAUCCAUAAAGCAGCCUCUGACGCCAACUGAAGGUUUAGGGGCACUGGGCUGGGUGUCU
Molecule: messenger RNA, 1105 nt
Organism: Mandrillus leucophaeus (drill)
Lineage: Eukaryota; Metazoa; Chordata; Mammalia; Primates; Cercopithecidae
Product: olfactory receptor 10Q1
Exons: 2
Coding region: 1-1077 (358 amino acids)
Biological process (GO): G protein-coupled receptor signaling pathway
Cellular component (GO): membrane
Molecular function (GO): G protein-coupled receptor activity; olfactory receptor activity
Source: RefSeq, a predicted model, not a curated record